This is a messenger RNA of Myotis myotis, 1643 nucleotides long. RefSeq names its product RAB39A, member RAS oncogene family (gene RAB39A). Gene Ontology annotation, biological process: Rab protein signal transduction. The coding region runs from base 19 to 792 and encodes 257 amino acids. NCBI's taxonomy places the organism in Eukaryota, Metazoa, Chordata, Mammalia, Chiroptera, Vespertilionidae. The transcript is spliced from 2 exons. The record is from RefSeq and is a predicted model, not a curated record. Gene Ontology annotation, molecular function: GTP binding; GTPase activity. Gene Ontology annotation, cellular component: Golgi membrane.
ACGGCCGCGGCCGCAGGAAUGUGCUGGAAGCCAGCGGGCGGGCACCCGGAGGUGCUGAAGGGACAGUUCCCGCCGCCGAACUUGCCGGGCGGCCGUGGGGAGGGUGGGGCGGCCCCGGAGCGCGCGGGGCCGGCCGCGAUGGAGACCAUUUGGAUCUACCAGUUCCGCCUCAUCGUGAUUGGGGACUCCACGGUGGGCAAGUCGUGCCUCCUGCACCGCUUCACCCAGGGCCGCUUCCCGGGGCUGCGCUCCCCCGCCUGCGACCCCACCGUCGGCGUGGACUUCUUCUCCCGCCUGCUGGAGAUCGAGCCGGGCAAGCGGAUCAAGCUGCAGCUCUGGGACACGGCGGGGCAGGAGCGCUUCAGAUCAAUAACUCGAUCUUAUUACCGCAACUCAGUUGGUGGAUUUUUAGUAUUUGACAUUACUAACCGACGAUCUUUUGAACAUGUGAAAGAUUGGCUGGAAGAAGCAAAAAUGCACGUACAGCCAUUUCGGAUUGUAUUUUUGCUAGUGGGACACAAAUGCGACUUAGCUUCAAUACGUCAAGUUACAAGGGAAGAAGCUGAAAAGCUGUCAGCGGACUGUGGUAUGAAGUAUAUAGAAACCUCAGCAAAAGAUGCUACCAAUGUUGAGGAAUCCUUCACUAUCUUGACAAGAGACAUCUAUGACCUUAUCAAAAGGGGAGAGAUUUGUAUUCAGGAUGGCUGGGAAGGGGUGAAAAGUGGUUUUGUUCCAAAUACUGUGCAUUCUUCUGAGGAAGCAGUGAAGCCCAGGAAAGAGUGCUUCUGCUGACUUCAGACAUGCCAAAGCACCGUCAAGAACAGGUGGACGUCAUUCCAGGAUAGAGACCACCAUCAGCACUGUUUUGUAAGGUGUUUGAUCCAGAGCACUAUGCUUUCAUGUUACACUGCAAGACUCGGUGUUUUGCUAAAAUAUCAGGCAAAGCAGACAACUUUUUCUUGAAACUAUCAAAUUACCCCCUUUCCUACUUUGUUAGCUUAUAGCUGAACUAAUGUCCAAAUAUGUCAAUAUUACUCAUUUUUCUUGACAGUUUGAAAUGGGGUUUUUGUGCAUAUAUAGUCUGAUUGAAAAGAUUUUAUCAGGAAUUAUGUUCUCUUGUUCAUUUACUAAUAUUGAAUAGUAAAGUGAUUUAAAAGUGCACUGUUCACUUACAAAUCAAACAAUCUCAGAGUUAUCAACUAGACUAAAAUAGCAGUUCCUUAUUUAAGGUACAGUACCAGGUUUUUUAAACAUUUAAAAUAUUUAUCUUCCCUUAAUUUUGCCUAAACAUAAAAAAAUAAGUUUUAUACUUUUUUGUUCUGAUUUAUUGCUCCUGAAAAGUUUAUGUUUUAUGAAGCUAUAUAAGGAUCCAAGCAAAAUACUGUAUUGCAAAUAUUUAUAAAGAUAAAAACAAAGGACCACUUGUCAGCGAAUGUUUUGAUGUUAUAGCAUACUAUUUUAGACAAUAAAAAGAAAUGUAUUUCUAUACUGACAUUUUCAAAAAAGUAAAUGCAAUUUACCUUGAACUAGUGUCAAAAUUACCAUAUUUUCCCGUGUAUAAGACGCCCCCAUGUAUAAAAUGCCCUCCACUUUUCCAACCCCAAAUUAAGAAAUCAAUAUUUUAAACAUUUUGCUGAUUUUCC